AUGACCAGUCCCUCGAAAAACCCGCGUUCCGAAGACCCCCAGGACGUGCGCAUGGCCGACGCAGACGAUGAAGAGCUGGACCACGAUGGCGACUAUUCUACCGCAGACCAGACUCCACUCUCCAUGACCCCGGGACCCAGCGCCGGUAAUGCCACUCCGACAGCUUCGAAAGUAAAAAAACCAGACCAUACGCCUACCAAAAACCAACCUCAGCAAUUGACCAAAGUGCCCAUGCAUCUGCUCGAAAAGCGUCGUUUGGGCCGUCUGAAAGCUGCAGAACAGUAUGCCCAGAAAAUGAAGACGGUGGGAAUUGAGCGUAGAGAUAACACCACCAUUCACCAAAAUGGGCUUUUCCGAGCACUGUCGCUUAUUAACCAGAAAAAUUACUCGUCCGAUUACCUCAAGCGUGACGACCAGAUCUUCGCUAUGCGCGAACGUAAAUCGCUUCGAAAUGCCACUUCAUCUCAAAAUAAUCCAGAAAUUCCCAUAGAUGACGAAGACCAGGACAGUGCGGACGAGGAAGGCGAAACAAACACCAUCGUUAUCCACCCCGGAUCACAGUUUCUAAAAAUUGGCUUUGCCACCGAUGUGCUACCACAGUCCAUUCCUAGCUGCAUCGCAGUGCCAAAGACUCCCGGUAUUGCAAAGACUCCAGCAAUUACGAGGCAGUUCGAUCAAGAGGCGUACAAUGAGACAAAGGAACACAUUCAAAAUGACUUCAAAGAAAGAAUGAGAUAUUACAAACGCAAAAUCAUGCCUAACUCCCAUGAAGCCGUUGUAAACUUCAACACUAGGGUUCAGCCAGAGAAAAUCCCAGAACAUAAUGACCUCCAUCGCGUAGAAUGGAUUCAACAGCCCACAAAAGUUUACUAUGGGGAAGAAGCUACUAGAUGUCUUCCCGCGCAUUUUAACGUGAGAAAUCCCUUUUUCAAAGGCAAGUUCAAUGUGGAGUCUCCGAAUUAUCGUUCCUUACAGGAACUAUUGUCUGACGUUUGUGAGCUUUUAAAGUUUGCUCUUUCGCACCCCAAGCUUAACAUCAAACAAGCUCAAAUUCCAAACUACAAAGUAGUUCUAGUGGUCGCUGACGUCCACGAGAAGGCAUACGUUGAAACCUUUAUACAGCUUCUAUUAAUCGACUUGAAGUUUCAAGCAGUGGCCAUAAUUCAAGAAUCUCUUGCGUCAUGUUAUGGCGCAGGUAUUAGCGAUUCUACUUGUGUCGUCGACAUUGGUGCCACUUCAACCAAGAUUGCAUGUGUGGAUGAAGGACUGGUUGUAGAUAACAGCAUCAUAUCACUCGACUUUGGUGGAAACGACGUGACCCGCUUAUUUGCCAAAUUUCUAUUGGAGUCAAAGUUCCCAUACCCUGACAUCGAUCUGACUAGCCCGCAAGGCUGGACGUUGAUGGAGUCUCUUAAAGAGAAAUAUGCUACUUUUCAAGACGCCGAUGUUACCAUCCAGCUUUACAACUUCAUAAAGAGGAUACCGGGAAAGCCUGGCGCUGAGAAGUUCGAGUUCAAGGUGUUUGAUGAAGUUAUGACAUCGCCCAUGGGCUUAUUCUUCCCAGAAAUGUUUGCUUUGAUAAAGACACAUGAACAACCAGUAAAUGAAUAUGUUUCCAAACAGCUGCCUCGUUCCAGAGAUUUAUUCAGCUACAAGGACAACAACCUCAAAUCUAUAAGUCAGCUCUCAUGUCAGAAAGAAACAACGUACUGUGAUCUCGCUCGCGAUCUCGACGUACUGCAAAAGCUUUUAAACCUGCCAUCUGAAAUUGAGGACUAUCAACAGGCAAGUAUGAGCGAUCUAACACCAACUUAUACGGCGUUGGAGAAGGCUAUUGUUGAGAGUAUCACAAAUGCAUGUGUUUGUCUCGAUAAUAACUAUACGAAAGCCACAAAUUUCUAUUCCAACAUUCUCGUCGUUGGUGGGAGCUCCAAAUUUCCAAGUCUGGAUUUUAUUCUCACGGACAGGAUCAAUAUAUGGAGACCGCGUUUGCUAAGUGUCAACACUCUGCCAACAUUCUACGACAAGAUCGCCAAGCAAGUAAAGGAGUUCGAGCAAACAAAUAAGCUUGUGGAGAUAAAAGAUAAGGAGGAAUUAGCAGCACAGAAGAAGAAGCUUGCGAAGACCAUCAAAAUGGAACUUCAGUCUUAUUGGGAAGGCGUCGACGCUCUUGGUGGUAGUGAGAGCGUAUUUCCCAUCAACGUGCUACCAGCACCUCGGGAGAUGGACCCUUCUCUGCUGACGUGGAAAGGCGGAAGCGUAUUUGCUCGAUUAAAGCUGAUUGAAGAACUUUACGUCACGAGCAGCGACUGGGACAUUUUGGGUAGCAGAAUUCUGCAAUACAAAUGCAUUUUUGACUACUAG
Molecule: messenger RNA, 2364 nt
Organism: Lachancea meyersii CBS 8951
Lineage: Eukaryota; Fungi; Ascomycota; Saccharomycetes; Saccharomycetales; Saccharomycetaceae
Source: the annotation of a GenBank genome assembly